Messenger RNA from Strongylocentrotus purpuratus (purple sea urchin), 805 nucleotides. RefSeq names its product receptor-type tyrosine-protein phosphatase epsilon-like. NCBI's taxonomy places the organism in Eukaryota, Metazoa, Echinodermata, Echinoidea, Camarodonta, Strongylocentrotidae. Gene Ontology annotation, molecular function: protein tyrosine phosphatase activity. The coding region runs from base 70 to 555 and encodes 161 amino acids. The record is from RefSeq and is a predicted model, not a curated record. The transcript has 3 exons. Gene Ontology annotation, biological process: protein dephosphorylation.
GUCACUCAGUACCAGUUCCAUGGAUGGCCUAAACAUGGAUCAGAUCCACAAUUAGGGGCUAGGUCGUUGAUGAAGCUCAUCCGUGCUGUCAAAAGUUCCACUAACAAAAUGAAUGAAUUCUCCAUUCUUGUCCAUUGUUUGAGUGGUGCUGGGCGAACAGGUGUGUUUUGCACUGCUAUGGAGUGCAUCGCUCAGAUAGCUGAGGGAGAUUCCGUCGAUAUUUUCCAGACAGUCAAGAUACUGCGAGCUGACAGGAUGCAGUUCGUCCAAACUGAGGAGGAAUAUGCUUUCGUCUACGAUGUCAUCCGUGAAUACCUGCACACUGAAAACUAUGAGCAGCUUCCGUACCCGAUAGAGGACCACACGUAUGGCAAUGUAGAGAUCGACUAUACACAUGACCCGGAAGAGAACCCAUAUGAGGUCACUGAUCCGCAGGAAGCAGGCGCCACCGCACUCAUGUAUGGCAAUGUAGAGACUGAGAGGAGCCAGGACAGACCGAAGCCAGAGCCUCAACAACCGUACUCUGUAUAUGAGAACGUUACAUUUGAUUCUUAAAUUCAUAUAGGUUUUUGUUGUUUGAAUGGUGGUCUGUAUACGAGAACUUUGCAUUUGAUUCUUAAAUUCAUAUAGUUUUUCGUUGUUUGAAUGGUGGUCUGUAUACGAGAACUUUGCAUUUGAUUCUUAAAUUCAUAUAGCAUUGCGUUGGUUGAAUGAUGGUCCUGAAAUCUAUGGAUGAAACUGUAUUUGUAGAUAUUUUUGGUUGUGAAGUAUUUUUGUUUUAACCUUAGAAAAUAAAGUGGAACUA